This is a messenger RNA of Cladophialophora psammophila CBS 110553, 1728 nucleotides long. RefSeq lists its product as uncharacterized. Bases 1 to 1728 code for a protein of 575 amino acids. The transcript has 3 exons. Lineage: Eukaryota; Fungi; Ascomycota; Eurotiomycetes; Chaetothyriales; Herpotrichiellaceae. Gene Ontology annotation, molecular function: monooxygenase activity; iron ion binding; heme binding. The record is from RefSeq and is a predicted model, not a curated record.
AUGUCGUGGAUUUCGAUCCUUCUCACGCUUUACGGACUGUGGGUGGCUUCGACGCUCUGGAAUCUCUUCAAGAACUACCUCUCAGCGCGCAAGACGGGCCUCCCCAUCAUCGUCUUCCCUCUAAACAACUACCAUCCGAUAUGGAUGAUUUUCUCUGUCCCCCUUCGACCCCUUUUUGAAAGAGUUCUUCCGGGCUGGGUCUACGAACCCAUCAACCUAGCGACCUACGGGUUCGAAUUUCGCAGCAAGAACGCCCUCUUCAAGAAAUGCGGCCCGGCAUUUAUUCUUGUGACGGCCGGCUCAAACGAACUGAGUCUUAUGGAUCCCGAAUUGGCCUCGGAGGUUCUCAAACGGAUCAAGGAUUUCCCAAACACGGAUAUCGGCGGCGUGAUCCUGAAUAUCUUCGGACCCAGCUUAAUCACAAGCGACGGCGAGAACUGGGCGCGACAACGCCGACUCAUCGCUCCCAACAUCAAUGAGAAGAUCAGCGGGCUCGUGUUUGGGGAGUCGUGUCGACAGGCGCGCGAGAUGCUCGCCUCGUACAUGGACGAUCUAAGAGGCGUGACGGACGACACGAUGCGAGGCAUGAAGCAGAUCGCCAUCAAUGUCCUGGGUACGGCGGGAUUCGGCAUCUCACAGCCUUGGAAGGAGGAGAAGUCCAGCCGCCCUAAGGGAUACCGUAUGACCUAUAUGGAGGCCACCAAGACCGUGGUCGAAAGCAUCAUUGAAGCGGCCGUCAUGCCGGCAAAGUUACUCACUCUGCCCAUAUUCGCCCCGUCGUGGCAGAAUAUUGGACACGCAAAGAACGAGUUCCCGCUGCAUACAAGGGAAAUGCUGGAGAAUGAGCGGAAGUUGCAAUAUGACAGUCCCGAGCCCAGAAGUAACCUGAUGAGCAUGCUGGUACGUCUCUCGGACUCAUCCAAGCCCAACGGUGAUCUGCACUCCAAGGCAGGCGAACUAUCCAAGAGCUCUCAAGUGCUCUCAGAGGAAGAGAUCCUGGGAAACCUCUUCAUCUUCACGAGCGCCGGAUUCGACACGACGGCAAAUACUAUGGCAUACGCGCUGGCUCUGUUGGCCACGUACCCGGAAUGGCAGGAUUGGUUGUAUGAGGAAAUUAACACCGUUGUGGGUGCCAGAGGAGCAGAGAAUCUGGAGUACGCCGAGAUAUACCCUCGCCUGCCACGGUGUUUGGCUCUUAUGUUGGAGACGAUGCGAUUCUUCCCACCCUUGACACACAUCGCAAAGCAAACAAAUUCGACGCACGACGUCUCCAUAACCACCACCUCGGGCAAGUCCUACUACAUCCCCACCAACACAAUCAUCUAUAUCAACACGGUGUCCCUCCACCUGGACCCUCGCACCUGGGGAGACGACGCCACGACAUUCCGGCCCUCUCGCUGGCUCGUGUCCCCGGACACCGCACCAUCCCGCACGAGCGCAGAAUAUACCAUCGCGCAGAACAUCAAGUCGCCGCCCAGGGGCACAUUCCUGCCGUGGUCCGCGGGCCCGCGGGUCUGCCCAGGCCAGAAGAUGUCGCAGGUCGAAUUUGUGAGCGUGUUCAUGACCAUCUUCGGCAAAUACCGCUGCGAGGCUGUCAAGAUCCGGGACAAGGAGACGGCGGAGGAAGUCAAACAGAGACUCGAGGCCGUCAUGAGGGACAGCCAGCCCAAGUUGACGCUGCAGAUGAUGAGGAACAAGGACAUGAAACUGCGGUGGAUCAGGCGGUGA